Stegastes partitus (bicolor damselfish) is the source of this 1060-nucleotide messenger RNA. Its product is annotated as echotoxin-2-like. Gene Ontology annotation, biological process: pore complex assembly; cytolysis in another organism; monoatomic cation transport. NCBI's taxonomy places the organism in Eukaryota, Metazoa, Chordata, Actinopteri, Pomacentridae. Gene Ontology annotation, cellular component: pore complex. The record is from RefSeq and is a predicted model, not a curated record. Gene Ontology annotation, molecular function: channel activity. The transcript is spliced from 4 exons. Bases 1 to 777 code for a protein of 258 amino acids.
AUGAUGGUCCAGUACAGCGACCGCAACACUGCAGACGCUGCACCGAUCCGGAACGGACAGCCCUUAACAGACAGCCCCAGACCCCAUACUCCCGAAGCACCCCCCACAGGACGCCAUGAGGGACACGGUCGAACGCCUUCUCCAGAUCCACAAAACACAUGUGGACUAGUUGGGCGAACUCCCAAGAGCCCUCAAGCACCUGAUGGAGGGUCGUCCAGUCGAGCUCCCAUUAUGUGCGCUUUCGUAUCAGCAGCAGUAGCAGUUGGUGGCGCUGUUGCUGGAGUCCUUCCAACACAUCGUCAGUGCACCAUUGAGAUUAAAAAUGAAUCCUCUCACUACAGCCUGUCUGAACCCAGUGUUCAUGUCGUCAGUGGUCACUAUGCUGAGCCUUUGGUAGCUCAUCUUGGUCCAUCUUCAUCUGGGACUGCACUGUUCACCAAGACCCCCCACUGUGCUCGAGGAGCCGUUGGAGUCUUCACUUACAACCUCUGCAAUGAACAAAAAAAACGGACCACUGGGAAGAUGGCUGUCAUGUUCUCCAUUCCCUACGACUUCAACCUGUACUCAAACUGGUACGCUGUGGGAAUCUUCAACAAUAGCACAGAGUGCAAUUAUGACCUUUAUUAUCAGAUGUACAACGCCUCCAAAAAGUGCCUGUUUGUCAGGGAAAAAGCCAGUGGUCCCAGUCUCAAAUUCAAGAAAGAUCAAGUUACCAUCCUGGCUACAAUGUCAGAUACUUACACACCGGUCAUUAAAGUGCAAGUGAAAGACAACUAGAAAGAUGGAAUUCAGCAGUGCUAAAAUGUUUAAUGGCAACUUGAUUUUUGACAAUAUUCUGCUCUGUCUCUUUUUGAAUUUGUACAAAAUUCUGUCAAAUGUAACCUUGAACAUGAAGAAUCAGUAUCUGUUUGGCUCAAUAUGAUCCCUCAUUUGCUUUUGUUUUACAGAAACAGCAAUAUGACAUAAGAAUGUGGAGGCACAACAUGCUAAAAACAUAUGAUGGCACAUGCAUUGCAUUGAGCAUCACCUAUUCUGGAAACAUAAUGAACAUGAAAAGUCA